AUGACGCCUACCCCGCCGCUGGUCAUGCUGCUGCUGCUCGGGCUAAUGGGAGCUCACGCCACCGUAGACAUCCGCACCGCCGCCGCCAUGGCGGCAGGUUUGUGCAAAACCCGACCCACAGACAUCGUGUUCAUCGUCGACAGCAGCCGCAGCGUUCGCCCUUCAGAGUUCGAGCAGGUCAAGGUCUUCCUGGCCAAGGUCAUCGAGGGCCUGGAUGUCGGACCCAACGCCACCCGUGUGGGAGUGGUCAACUACGCCAGCCGUGUCAAGAACGAGGUGUCACUGAAGACUCACCGCACCAAAGCUGGACUGAUCAAGGCCGUGACCAAGAUCGAGCCGCUGUCCACUGGAACGAUGACCGGACUCGCCAUCCAGUUCGCCCUGAACGUGGCCUUCAGCGAGGGAGAGGGCGCUCGUGUCAAAUCUCCUGACAUCAGCAAGGUUGCCAUCAUUGUGACAGACGGGCGUCCCCAGGACAACGUGAAGGACAUUGCUCUCCGCGCCCGAGAUGCCGGCAUUGAGAUCUUUGCCAUCGGCGUGGGACGUGUGGACAUGAGCACUCUGAAGCAGAUGGCCAGCGAUCCUCUGGACGACCACGUGGACUACGUGGAGAGCUACAGCGUCAUCGAGAAGCUCACCAAGAAGUUCCAGGAGGCGUUCUGUGUGUCGGACCUGUGUGCCACUGGGGAUCAUGACUGUGAGCAGGUAUGCAUCAGCAGCCCUGGAUCAUUCAAGUGUGCCUGCAAAGAUGGCUUUACCCUCAUGGACAAUGGUCGCAGCUGCAGUGCUUGCAGCAACUCUGCAACCGAUGUGGUGUUCCUGAUUGACGGCUCCAAGAGCGUUCGUCCCGAGAACUUUGAGCUGGUGAAGAAGUGGAUCAACCAGAUCAUCGACAAACUGGACGUGUCUGACAGCAAGGCCCACGUUGGACUGGUGCAGUACUCCAGCUCAGUCAAACAGGAGUUUCCCCUGGGUCGCUACAACAACAAGAAGGACCUGAAGGAUGCUGUGAAGAAGAUGGCCUACAUGGAGAGGGGAACCAUGACAGGUCAGGCCCUCCGCUAUCUUUCCGAUAACAGCUUCAACCCAGGUCACGGUGCCCGACCCGGAGUCGCCAAGGUCGGCAUUGUAUUCACUGACGGACGCAGCCAGGACUUCAUCGGAGACGCCGCCAAGAAGGCCAAGGAGAACGGCUUUAAGAUGUAUGCUGUGGGAGUGGGCAAUGCAGUGGAGGAUGAGUUGAGAGAGAUUGCAUCUGAGCCGACUGCAGAGCACUACUUCUACACCGCUGACUUCAAGGCCAUGACCCAGAUCGCCAAGAAACUGCAGAUUAACAUCUGCCAAGAGGACGACCCUUGCGAAUGCGACUCCCUCGUAAAGUUCCAAAAGAAAGUAGAAGAUGCUCUACAGGCACUAACAAAAAAAUUAGAGAGCAUGUCGAAGAGGAUCGCCAUGCUGGAGAACAAAAUCGUCUGA
This is a messenger RNA of Limanda limanda (common dab), 1476 nucleotides long. RefSeq names its product matrilin 1 (gene matn1). The transcript is spliced from 10 exons. Gene Ontology annotation, molecular function: calcium ion binding. Bases 1 to 1476 code for a protein of 491 amino acids. The record is from RefSeq and is a predicted model, not a curated record. NCBI's taxonomy places the organism in Eukaryota, Metazoa, Chordata, Actinopteri, Pleuronectiformes, Pleuronectidae.